CACGUCUUAUGCUUCGUCGCAACGGAAAGCCGACCUCGUGCGAGCCAUGUCGGCUCUCCAAGGUCCGCUGUGACCAUGCGACUCCCAUCUGCCGACGGUGCCAAUCGCGUGGCAAUGCCAAUCAGUGCUAUUACCACCCCGCCCCCUUGACGCGGGUCAAGGAUGGGGGCAUUGCGCGCCCUCGUGCGACACCAAAACGAGGAGCAAUCCGCCAAUCUUUGUUGGAGGUUCCCGACCUAAGUCCGACGCCGGAGCUUGCAGCGCCAGACCAACCGCAGACAGACCCCGAGACCAAACACGGGCAAGACUCCGAAUUCCUGGGCUCGACAAGCUACCUUUCCGUGUUCAAAGAGACCCCGCGCGGGAUCUCCGGCAAAGCGAACCGGUCCCUCUACGCCGAGUUCGAGUACUGGCGCACCCAGCAUGCCUACGCGUCCUCGCGGCUGAUACGCCUGGCCUCCGCCAUGGCCUUCCACCGCGACCAGAUCGAGUGGUACCAUCGCGUCAGCCGGUUCACCGUGGUGCCCGCUCCGAUUAUUUUGGAUUCGCUGGACCGAGUGCAGGCGUACACCGACCGCAACCCGUGGGACGUCACGGGCAAGUGGAAGGAGCUCUACGAGACCAUCACCGCCGCGACCGGACGGCCCCUCGAAGUUUCGAGGGACAUGUCGCCCGGCGACUUCUACGCGCAAUUCACCGGCCCGAACCUCCGGUGGGAGUUAAUUGCCCUGGUAUUCGCCUCUUCUGGAAUCAGCGCCAUGGUCCGGUACCCUGGUCACCACGUUGUGGAGCUGGCGCACGGGGAGACGAUGACCGUGGAGACGUUCAUGAAGGAGAUGGUCCUGGCAGGGAACGCGUGCAUCGAGGUCAGUAAACAGUUCGGGCACGUCAAUGAUCUGAUCCUGUGGGCGCGAUACAUGCAUGCUCAUCUGGCGAUGGAGGUGCUGGGCGACACUAGUGAACGACUCUACAGCCUCUUCGGCGACCUGAUCUCCAACAUCUACACCAUCGGCCUUCACCACCAGCCCUCGCGCGACGUGCCUUUUUUCCUGGCGGAGACGAGGAAGCGCAUGUUGGCCGUCACCCAUCGCACGGACAAGAACCUCGCCACGCUGAUGGGGCGCCCUCCGCGUCUUCCGCACCAAUAUUGCGAUGCAGCCCCACCGCUAGACAUCGCGGAUGAGGAUCUCUUCCUCGACGGGCCGUCCCUCAGCGCCGUACUUGCCGGUCUGGACGACCAAGGCUGGCACCGCGAGAGCAGCUUCAUGCCCGCGACGGUCAUGCGCAUCCGCCACUUCCUGUCCACGCUCCGCGAACAAGUCCUGGAACUUUCCUUGGGCAACAAAUCCGCUGCCGACUACGGCGAUCGUGUGCAAAAAACAUACCACCUCUGCCAGAAAGUCCUCACACAAAUCCCCACCCGCUUCCAUUACACCCCGCACUGCUGGAACACCCCCCAGAGCGAGCUGAUGGAAUCCCUGGCGCGGAUCCUCGUGCAGUUCGACUACCAAUUCAGCGUCCUGCACCUGCAGCGCAUCCGCUGCAAGACCAACCGCGCCAACGCCACCGCCGACCUGAUGAACACCGCCCUGCAGGUGCUGUCGAUGGUCAUGGACCUGACGCGCAUGUUCCACUCCCACGAGAUCCAGCGCCAGUUCGCUUGCAUCUACCUGAGCUACGGCAUCCCCGCUGCCGGCAUCCUCGUCACCGAACUGCACAGCCACACCCUCGCCAACCGCGCCUUCCCGGCGGCCACCCCGCGCGCCGAGAUCAUCCGCUCGCUCAGCGUGCUCCUCGCCUGGGUGCAGGCCACGCAGCUGCCGCCGUCGACCACCGCCGUCGCCGCCAGGGAGCUGACCAAGGUGGUGAGUCGGUUGUUGGACGAUGCGCUGAAUCAUCAGCAGGGGGAUGCGGGGGGAGCCGCCACCACGGAUGGUGAUGUGGUCGCUCCGAUGAUUCGGGACUCGGGUGAGUUCCUCCCCCCGGGGUUUGUUGAGGGCUUCCAGCUUCCAUCCGAGGCGCUCGGGGUGGGACUCGCCUCUGAGGGGUUCUUGAGUUGGCUGGAUGAGUUGGACUUGGGGUUGAUCUCGGGGGAGGGGUUGGUUUGA
This is a messenger RNA of Aspergillus aculeatinus CBS 121060, 2108 nucleotides long. RefSeq names its product putative transcription factor. Bases 9 to 2108 code for a protein of 699 amino acids. Gene Ontology annotation, biological process: regulation of DNA-templated transcription. The transcript is spliced from 5 exons. Gene Ontology annotation, molecular function: zinc ion binding; DNA-binding transcription factor activity, RNA polymerase II-specific. Gene Ontology annotation, cellular component: nucleus. Lineage: Eukaryota; Fungi; Ascomycota; Eurotiomycetes; Eurotiales; Aspergillaceae. The record is from RefSeq and is a predicted model, not a curated record.